AUGAGUGUCGGUGUACCAGUUACCAAAUCUUUUAACAAAUUAAAAAAGUAUCCAUACGAAAUAAAUAAAUUUGAUAGAAGAGAAACAAAUGAAUAUUUUUAUUUACCUGUUGACUGUCCUCGUAUGAAAAAAUGUGAUGAUGCAUAUUGUCCAUUAGCACACACAAAAUUAGAAAAGAUAUUUCAUCCCAUAGUAUACAAAACACAAGCUUGUCAAAUGGCAAAAGAUGGAGCUUGUGAUUACUUUCAGAAAUGUGCUUUUUAUCAUGAUUCGAAUGAUAAAAAUGAGGCACAUUUAAAUUGGACCAUUUGGGAAAAAAAAUGGGACAAAUGGAGGAAUAAUAUUGAUACUAUUUUAACUCAACAUAAUAAAAAUGAUAAAGAAAUAAGAAGAAAAGUAGAAAGUAUUUUAAAAAUACGUAUGCCUCAUUUUAAUUAUAGUACAAAUAAAAAUAACCUAUUUUUUAACAAAAAUAUGUCUUAUAAUUCUACUUGGCCAAAUUUGAGUAAUAUCAGUGGAACAAACGUAGGAAAUAGUAGCAUAGGGAAUAGUGGUGUAGUAAAUAGUGGUAUGGUAAACAGUAGCAUGAUAGGUAGUACUAUGGUGGGUAGUAGCUUAGUAAGUAGUAACAUGGUGAGUAACAGUGCAGUAAGUAGUAGCGUAGGAAGUAAUAGCGUAGGAAGCAACAACAUGGGAAGUAGCUGCAUAGGAAAUAACAACAACAAAAUGAACAGCGUAAAUAACAUCUUGUGCAACUCUUUGAAUUCUCCACUAAUGCAAUGUCCCACCUCUCUUUUUAACAACACAUGGAAUAAACAUUUAAAUGGUAGUAAAAAAAAUUUCAAAAAUGGAAACGAAGGUAAACAUAAUAAUAUGAAUAGUAGUAUUAAUAGUAAUAUUAAUAGUAAUAUGAAUAGUAAUAUUAAUAGUAAUAUUAAUAGUAAUAUUAAUAGUAAUAUUAAUAGUAGUAUUAAUAGUAAUAUUAAUGGUAAUAGUAAUAAUAACAGUAACUCAUGCUGGAUGAAUGAGAUAAAUGAUAUUGGAAAUAUGAAUUUUGAGAAAACCUCACAUAUGAACACAAAUAUUGUGGGAAAAAAUAAUGCAUAUUAUGAUGAGACAUUAAGUUACAAUAGUAAUGCUACAGAUUGUGGGAUGAAUCUUGAUAUGUUGGAUAACAAUGCAUAUAAAGUUGUUGAAUUUUGUUUUACUGAUUAUGAAACAAAUAGGAAUAACAGCAGCAACAAUAGUAGUUGUAAUAACAACAAUAGCAGUAACAACAACAGUAGCAGUAACAACAACAAUAGCAGUAACAACAACAGUAGCAGUAACAACAACAGUAGCAGUAACAACAACAGUAGCAGUAACAUCAACAGUAGCAGUAACAUCAACAGUAGCAGUAACAUCAACAGUAGCAGUAACAACAACAUUAACAGUUACGGCAGUAACAACAGUAACAACUGCAAGGACGAUAGUGCCGAAAUUUUUAAUGUUCAUUUGGUGAAUUCCUUCUUUUCAUUACAUGGUCCUAAAGGAAUAGAAAAUGAAAGGCAAAGUUCUUCAAAUAUUAGUAGCAAUAACAACAAUAUAUAUGGAGGUAAUAUUUUUCAAGACGUGAAAUAUAACAAAACAUGUGAAUAUAUUCCAAACAUUUCAGAAGAAAUAAGCGAUAACCGAUAUAAAAAAUCACACACUUUAUCCGCUAAUUUUAAAGAAAAUUUUAUAACAGAUAUGAACAGUUCAGUUAACAAUUUUGAAUUAACUAAUUCAAAAUAUUUUUGCAAUAAUUCUAAUAAUACAGCUAUAUUCGAUAACUACGUGAACUUGUCUACUUUCUUUGACGUAAAUGUUAAUAAUAAGUUAAAUAGUUUUACGAAUAUUUCAAACUGUAAUACGUUCGACCACCUGACUUUUGAUGAGAUGACCAAAAAUAAUAAUGCUAAUAAUUUUUUCCUGUCAAAUGAAAAUGUAGUAGUAGAAGGAGCAAACAACAUGAGAAAUGGUGAACAGAUAGCAGAUGUAAACAGUGGAAGUUUGAAGGAAGAGGUGAAAUGGGAGAAAGAAGAAAAGGAAGAAAAGGGAGUAAAAGAAGGAAAAGAAGAAAUGGCAGUAAACAGUGCUAGUAAUUUAUUAGGGGGAAGUGGUGGAAAGACCGCAAAUAAGAUAUCGAAAAAGGGUAAAAAUAAAAAGGGUGUUGCAAAUGGUUUAAGUAAUACUAGCAAUAACAUUACCGCUGUAGUUGCAAGUAGUAACACUGUGAACAACGAAAGUAGUAACAACAAUAGUAACGCUACUCGAAGUGGUAAUAAUGUGAAAGAGCCUAAUUUUAGCGAGAUCAUUAGCCCAAAAAACAGCGAAAAUAAAUGUGAGGCACAUGAUAAAAAGAAGAACAAUAAAAAGGAAAAUCGACAAAACAAAAAUUGCAUUAAUGAAAAAGAUCCAGAUGAAAACAAAAAUGGAAAUAACAAAAUGUCGCAUGAAAAGGAAAAGAACGAUGAUGAUUGUAAAAGUAUUGAAAACACUUCUUUUUUAGAUAAGGAAAAAAAUAAAAAUAUGAAAAAUAAAAACAAUGAAAAUCAGAAUAAUAAUAAAAAGAAUAAUAACACAGCAACAAAUAAUAACAACAGCGUUGCUAAAAAUGCGGGAAAACAUGCAAAGAAAAGUGUAACAGAGAAUGCUAAUAAUAAUAAUAACACAAAAGAUAAAAAGAUGAAUGAGCAGAAUAGUGAAAAUGUUUGUAAUGAAGGUUCAUUUAGUAACAGAAAAAAUAUACCAUGUUUUCAACUAAAAAGAAGUUAUAGUGAUGUUAGCUCGGAAAAUAAGAAUAACAAUGAUUGUAGUACCCCCAAGAAUAAUAACAGUAGUAAUAAUGGUAGUUGUAAUAAUUUCAAUAGUAGCAAUAUCACCUGUAAUAAUGGCAGUAACGCCAAAGAGAUAGAUAAGUGCAAUAACAAUGAGCUCGUUAACAACAGUGACAAAAUUAAUAAAAAGAAAAUUAAUAACAAUAGUGCAACAAGUAAUAGUGCGUGUAACAAUGCGAAUAUUAAUGUGAGUAAUAAUGUGAGUAAUAAUGAGAGUAAUAAUGCAAGUAAUAAAGACCAUAAGCACAAUGCAGCAAUCAGCGGCAGCAUUAUCUGUGAAAAAGCGGACAAAAAAAACAACAUUAAUGAUAGCGUUAGUUUUAACCACCAAAUUAGUAGAGAUGAUAAAUAUGUAAAAUGUGUAGAUAUUAAUGAAGAAGAUGAUAAGAGAAAAAAAAAAAAUAUAGAUAACAAUAAGAAUAACUUUUUAAAUGGUAAGGACAAUAGCUGUAAAGGAAGCAGUAACAGUGUAGCAAAGACCCCCGUUAAUAAUGUUAAGGUAAGUGCAAAUGAAAACAAUAUUCACAGUAGUAGUGAUAAUGUGGGUAAUGCUCCUAAUGGUUCUGUUGCUACCACGUUGAUCCAUAGUCCACCGAGAAUUAACAGUCAUGACAAAGAAAACAAAAAAAAAAACAAUACUACUACUACUAAUAAUUGUAAUAACGAUAGUAAUAAUAAUACUGCUAAUACUUGUAAUAACGAUAGUAAUAAUAAUACUACUAAUAAUUGUAAUAACGAUAGUAAUAAUAAUACUACUAAUAAUUGUAAUAACGAUAGUAAUAAUAAUACUACUAAUAAUUGUAAUAACGAUAGUAACAAUAAUAUUACUAAUAAUAGCAAUAGCGGUAUUAAUAAUAAUAUUACUAAUAAUAGCAAUAGUGGUAGUAAUAAUAAUAUUACUAAUAAUAGCAAUAGUGGUAGUAAUAAUAAUAACAAAAUAACCUUUGGCUAUGUAAAUAAUAAAGAAAACAUUAAUAAUAGUAAUCACAGUGCAACUAAUGCCAAUUGUUCCAUUAGAAGAACAUCUGCUAUUGAAUCCAUGCCCAACAGUGAUAACAUUGGCGGAGAUAAAAAAUACGUCAAUAACAGUUUAGGAGUAAAUUAUACAUAUAAGAAAGACAAUAUGUUCUUAAAUGAACUAAAUAAGAUGAAUGAAUAUUGUAUUUCGAAUAAACGUAUUAUUAAGGGCCAAAAUAAUAUAUUUUGUAAUAGUUCAAGAAAUAAUAUGGAAAAUAUGAUUGAUAGUUGUAUAAGUAUAGACAAUAAAUCAGAAGAAUUUGAGCACUAUAAAAAUAUGAACACUAAUUAUAGUAAAAAAAAUAACAACAAAUCAUUUUUUAAAAAAGAGAAGAGCUUAAAUAUGGAAGUGCAAGGCAUAAGUGAUGAUAAUACAAUUAGCAGCACAUUAGAUGAACACAUGAAUAGAAUUCUAAAAGGAAAUAACAGAACGAACGAUAGUAAUAACAUUUUUUUCAGAAAAGAUGAAAUAUUUAGUUCAGCAGGAAAUAAUAAUUGUUUUGAAAAUAAUAUUGAAAAUAGUAUCGAAAAUAGUAUUGAAAAUAGUAACAAAUGUGAGGAUUAUAAUUUAAAUGAUAACGAAGUUAAUGAAUCAUUUGAUUAUACAAAUAAUUUGUUGAAUAUAUUUUUGUCAUGUAAUAGUAUAAAUGAAAAUUUUGAUGAAGUAAAUGAAGGUAGUACCAAUUUUGACGAGUAUAAAUCAGACACGAAUUCUUUUAAUAAUAUAGAGAAAAGUAUGACAAAUAUAUGUGAAAUAUUUAACAAUUCUUCAAACAAUAAUUCUAAUCUUUUUGGCAAUUACAACUUUUAUGGACAAACAUGUUUACAAUGUAAGCAUUAUAAGAAUGAAAUAAAAAACUUAAUGCAGCAAGUACAAUUUUUAAGGGAAGAGCUUUUAAGAUAUAAACAAAUAAUUAUUGCAUCGGGAAUAAAUGAUAAUUUUGAUAAUAAAUUUAAUAAUUGGAAUUACAACUAG
This is a messenger RNA of Plasmodium malariae, 4851 nucleotides long. Its product is annotated as conserved Plasmodium protein, unknown function. Gene Ontology annotation, molecular function: metal ion binding. Lineage: Eukaryota; Apicomplexa; Aconoidasida; Haemosporida; Plasmodiidae. The record is from RefSeq and is a predicted model, not a curated record. Bases 1 to 4851 code for a protein of 1616 amino acids. The transcript has a single exon.